Molecule: messenger RNA, 3405 nt
Organism: Mustela erminea (ermine)
Lineage: Eukaryota; Metazoa; Chordata; Mammalia; Carnivora; Mustelidae
Gene: TM4SF19
Product: transmembrane 4 L six family member 19
Exons: 6
Coding region: 434-1063 (209 amino acids)
Cellular component (GO): membrane
Source: RefSeq, a predicted model, not a curated record
CUCCAAGAAGAAACACCUUAAAAUAGUUGGAGUCUGGGUUGGGGGAAAAAUAUACAUAUAUAUCUCAAGCAUCAACAUGUGAUACUGGGAAGAGUGUGCAGACAACAGGAUCAUUUCCCCAACCUCAUUCACUACUACUCUGAGGUCACAUGAAAAUGAGCAGAGAUUGGGUCAUCAGGAGAGGUCUCUCCAAGAAGAGAAAAACUCCCUCAGUGGAGGCCUGUGGGCAGUGGUGUGGGGGCGCACACAGCCUCACACGCUCACGCCCCCAGCUGCCCUCUACAUAUACCCCGAGACUCCCUGCCCUCUUGGAGAGUUCCUGAAACUGGCCCUGCGGGAGUCCCGUGGGUCUGCAGGAGCACAGCCCUACUCUGAAGACUGGGCCCUUCCAGCUUCCUCCUCCCCCAUCCUGAAUCCUGCCCUUGGAUGCAGGAUGCUGUCCUCUCCUGAUGUGAUGGCAUGCUCACGGACCUGCUCCCGCAUCCUGGGGCUGAGCCUCGGGACUACUGCCCUGUUUGCUGCUGGAGCGAACUUGGUACUCCUCUUCCCUAACUGGGAUGUGACCUACCUGUUGAGGGGCCUUAUUGGCAGGCAUGCCAUGCUGGGCCCUGGGCUCUGGGGAGGAGGACUCAUGGUACUCACUGCAGCUACCCUCAUCUCCUUCAUGGGCUGGAGAUAUGGCUGCUUCAGUAAGAGCGGGCCCUGCCGAAGUACGUUCACUGCUCUGCUGUCCGGUAGCCUGGCUUUUCUUGGAGCCUUGAUUUGCUUUAUCACUUCUGGAGUAGCCCUGAAAGAUGGUCCAUUUUGCAUGUUUGAUGCCUCAUCCUUCAAUCAGACACAAUUUUGGAAAUAUGGUUACCCAUUCCAAGACUUGCAUAACAGGAAUUAUUUGUAUGAUGACUCCCUCUGGAACUCUGUGUGUCUGGAGCCUUCUAAAGCUGUCAUUUGGCACGUGUCCUUCUUCUCCAUGCUCCUAUGCAUCAGCCUCCUCCAGAUUCUCUUGGUGGUCAUUCAUUUUGUCAACAGCUUCCUGAGUCUUUUCUGCAGCCUUUGUGACAAGUGAUAGGGAAUGUCCUUUCACACGUGAGAGUUUUCCUCAGAACAGACCUUGAAUCUCUUCUGCAGAAUGGAUUAUAAACAAACUUUCCUUUUAGGUAUUCCUGUAGUGAUAAUAACGGCAAUGAUUCCUUGCACGUGUGUUGAGAGUGAUGUAUGCAUUUUAAAUCACAUUGUAAACUGCAAGAUGAUGUAUCAGUAGAAGGAAUAAUUAGGUCAUUAUUAUUGUGCAGGAACUUACAGUUCAUCAAAUGUCCUCCAGCUGUGAUCUCAUUUCAGCCUCUUAACAACUCCAUAAAACUGGCCACAUGUCACAGAUAUGGAAGUUGAGGCUCCUAGAGCAUAAGGGACUUGCUGCCUAAAAGCAUUCACCUGGGUUCAGGUAAAGUCAGCACCUGAGCUCUUAUCUUCUAAAUUCAAGUUCACCAGUUGUUAUGGAUGGAAUUGUGUGUCCUCAAAUCUCAUAGGUGGAAGCCCUAAGCCCCAAUGUGACUAUAUUUGUAGAUAGAACCUUUAAGAAGGUAAUUAAGGUUAAAUGAGGUCAUAAAGGUAGGACCCUAAUCCUUACAAGAAGAGGAUGAGAUACCAGACCUCUCUUUACACACAAGCACAGUAGAAGAGGCCCUGUGAGGACACUGCCAGAAGGUGGUCACCUGCAAGCCAAGGAGAAGGUCCUCAAUAGAAGCCAGUCGUAUUGGUAUCUUCAUGUUGGGACUUCAAGUCUGAUUUAUUAGAAAAAUAAAUGCAUGUGGUCUUAGACCAUUCAGUCAGUACUAUUUUGUUAUGGCAGCCUAAGCUGAUUAAUUCACCAAUAUUCUUUUCUUUAGUGUUCGGUGCGGUUCAGUAAGUGCUAUACACUGGAGUUUCCACUGUAUACUGUUGUGUGCACAGUGGAUCUAAAGAUGACUGAGGCAUAGUCCUUGACCUAGGACCUUGCCUUGUCCUUGAGGAGCUCAUGAUCAGGGUAGAGGAACAAACACAUCUAUAAAUAAUUUAAAUAUCCUAUGGUAAGGGCCAUGUUAGAGGUCAACAGGACACAGAGAGAGGUCAGAGGAAUAGUGAAACUCCAAGAAGAGGGUCUGUGAGAGAGCAAGGAAGGCACCCCUUGCAUCUGAGCUGGUUCUUGAAACUGCCCAGUGAAAAGGGGAGAAAGGGAUUCCCCAGCAGAGGAAACAGCACACUCCGAGGCAUGGAGGGGACCCAUGGGAAGGAGAACUGUGGUGCCACAGCGGUUUCUCACGUGGGACAUAGAGAACAGAGCACCUCUCUUUGUUGCACUUCAAGAUCUUGGUCAGGAGCUAGUGCUGGAUGGUGAGUAGAGUCAGGAGUGGGGUGAAGGAGAUCCGCGCGGGAAAUUCUGAUGGGCAGGGAACAGGACGAAGCAGGCAGCCUGGGAAGAAAUAGGAAGAUGGGCCCUGGCAAGAGAAGUGGUAGUGGACAGGUCCAGGGAACGAGUUAGGGAACCAUGGGCUCUGGAGCCACAGAGGAGACAAAGCCAGGAAGGGAAAGUGUGGGCCCAGUUGUUGUUGUAUCCCCUCCAUGGUCCCCAGGUCAGGGAGGAGCCGCUGAAGCACCAGAUGCCUCCAGAAUACAGGAAUUCCUCUGUUACCGGGGGAGGAGGGAAGGGGAAAGGAGAGGAAACCAGGGAUGGGGAGGGGAAUGCAGAAGGAGUUCUGUGUUCAUUCCACUAGGGGCUCCAUAGUCCUCCACACCCGCCUGUUCGCUGCCCUCUGUGGGAUUCCAGAGGACGCCUGCAUCUCCCCUUCCUUCUGCCUUCAUCCCAGGACUACCUCACACUCGGAAUGGGCUUUCACCCUGGUUUUUUUUCUCUUCAAAUGAAAGCCACAUUGAGGUCUUGGCUUGGCUUCCAACCAGGUUUAGGGCAGAGGGGCUUACGUCAGGACACUGUUAACAUUUUGUUAAGAAGAAAAGUCGUCUGUCCGUUACCUUGUAUAUUCCUUCUGGAAUAUCAUCAUGGAAUGAGGAGGGCAUUGCCUUGUUUAUGUUCCUGCUCGAGAAAAAUAUGCCCUUGGGGCGCCUGGGUGGCUCAGUUGGUUAAGCAACUGCUUUCGGCUCAGGUUAUGAUCCUGAAGUCCCAGGAACCAGUCCCAGGAUGAGUCCCACUCCCUCUGACUGUCCCCCCAUCAUGCUCUCUCUUGUUCUCUUUCUCUCAAAUAAAUAAAUACAAUCUUUAAAAAAAGAAAAGUAAGCCCAUCUUGGGAAUAGGUUGUCCUUCAGCUUUCUGUUAUAGCAGCUGGCACUCUAUUUAACCCAUUGCUCCCCAGCCAAAUCUGUUAACUCUUUAGGGCAAGGCCUGGGUUUUAUUUACUUUUGUAUCUCUAGCCCCUA